Molecule: messenger RNA, 1962 nt
Organism: Rodentolepis nana
Lineage: Eukaryota; Metazoa; Platyhelminthes; Cestoda; Cyclophyllidea; Hymenolepididae
Source: the annotation of a GenBank genome assembly
AUGCUUGGGAUUGGUGAUCCAGUUUAUGACGAGAUUAGGGACGAUUUGAGUGCCUUCGGUCUGUCGGUGAAAGAAGAUGAAAUAAUCGAACAAUUUUCUGCCCUGUCUACUAAAUACGAUCUCCCAACCUCGACUCUCGUUGAAAAAUAUGUUGCAUUCAAACUUAAUCGUGGUUUAUCGGACUAUCUCAGUCGAAAUGAUAUUGAUCUGUUUGAAAAAGAGAAUCUUAUUCCAAGCGUAGGUACAAAGACUUCACAAGUAUCUGAAGUCAAACUCUCGGCUUCUCUAAAUGUUUUACCAGAGGAUAUGAGAAAAGAAAUCACUUCAAUGAAAAAUUUUGAUGAACAGUCAGAUAUUAUGAGUUCAUAUUUGGGAAAAUCGUUUCCGAAGUCUGUCCUAAAACCAUUCAAUCUCAAUGAAAUUAGCACAUCAAAUGAAGAUUAUACACCAAAAUCUCCGUUUGAAAAGGUGCUUUGUACGUUCUCUAAUCGAUCCGAUGAUAAAACGUUGGAAUCAUCUGCUUCAAAUUUGUCUUUUACUUGGAGAAUUCAGACCUUUCAAGAAACUACCGAUAAAACGUCAUCUAGAUUUAUGUAUCAACGAGCUAUUUCAAAAGCUGAAAUCCUCGAUUCGUGGACGUGGGAGCAAGUAAAGCGAAUUGUCGAGCUUCUUCCCUCUUCACUUCUCGAACCAAAUCCAGAAGCAUAUUCUUCCUCCUCUCAAAAAUCUCGGUUUUCUCUUUCCAGUGUUCUCGAGCUUUCCCAAAGGUCCCAGCUGCAGGAGGAUGCAAAUAAAUCCAAACGCCAUCCCACUUCUUCUCUUAGACCAAUUCACAGUAGAAUUCAAACACCCAGUAUAGUAGCUGGCCGAGUUGCUGUUUGUCCGGAAGCUGUUCCAGUCGAUCAGCGCUUAGACACCACUAAUGCAUGCAUCAUUGGAACUAGACGUGCUGGCGGUGGAGAUCUUGGCAAAGUUAUGUUAGAUGUUACUACCAAUAGUUCGACUUUAGAAUAUUCUCUUUACGCCGGUCAACCGGUAGUUUUCAAGGCUUCUAAUGUCAAUGGGAGAUCACUUACUGCUUUUGAGUUUUAUAAGCCUAUAGUCCUCCCAGUUUUUGAUGUGAAAGACGAGUAUAUCACUUCCAGCGAGCCGGAUCUUCAUGUAGCUGUAGCUUGCGGCCCCUUCACAACAAACACAUCUCACGAAAUUGCGCCUCUAUUGUCACUUUUAAAGAGCAUUAAGGAACACAAGCCACAUGUGUUAAUCCUACUAUCUGCUUUAGUUGAUUCUUCGCAUCCUCUCAUUGGAGAGUAUUGCGAUUCCACUUUUGAUGAACUCUACCAAACUCGUCUCAAUACAGUGGCUGAGUGGUGCCAUCUGCUUAAAAUCAAACUCAUCGUUGUUUCCUCAUGGCGAGAGGUCUGCGGAAAUCCUGUCUAUCCAACUCCACCAAUUUCAAAACCAGCUUGGGCAAUUAAGAAUCCUGAUGUGGCUGCUUGGUAUGCGAACGUGAUUUUCGUUUGGGAUCCGUGUACAAUCAAGAUUGGUCCUUAUUAUAUAGGGGUUUCUUCCCCUGAUAUUCUUUUCCAGAUGAGCUCAGAGGAAAUUAGCGCAAAUUGCACGGGUGAUCGGCUUUCUCGGCUGUGUCGACACAUCUUGGCUUCGGGCACAUACUAUCCUGUACAUCCACCUGCUGAAGAAUUACCUUUGGACUAUCCCCUAUGGUGGGAGCGUGCUCGCUUACCUUCGAGUAAUUCACCACAUUGUGUUGUCUUCCCUACAGUGGACGUGGACGGGGUUGUCUGUGUGAAUCCAGGACUGGCAGCACGUCCAAGUAGUGCUUCGGGCGGGAGCUAUGCAAGACUCAUCUUCUCUUCCAAAUCGCACGAAGCAAUGAUUGAGGGGAUGGACGAACCCACCAGGGGUCCAGUCAAAAUUCAAGGCGAGGUGAUCCAACUCUAG